CCCUCCUUAUCCCAUACGAUAGAGGCGGGGUUGUGGGCAGUGAAGUGAAGUUCAGUCGGGCACGAUGCUGUCGUUGCAACUUCCCACAGGCCUCCGCAGUUCAUCACGCUUCUUUUCCCCAAUUCCCCAGGCUCGUCGUCAAUGUCUUCCUCUUCCCUCUUCCCCUUCCCUCACUGGUUUUCCCGACAUGUCCACUCAGCCCUUGGAAUCCAUUGCAGCGGAGGCUUCCACAUUCAACCAGUGGCAGAACAACAACGGCAACGUGGCCGACGAUGAUCACCAAGAUAAGGACAUUUCUAGAAUUCCCGUGCCUAGACACAAACACAUUCCAGUUUCUAAAGCCCAAUUGUUGGAUGCCAUUGUUUCGACCUUCUUCAACUCCAACCAUGGCGAUGAUCAUCACGACGCUCAACAUUUUUUGCUCAUCUCCUCGUGCUUGGACUCUAUUCUUCACGCUGAACACAAGAAAACUUUGGAAGAAAUGCGGAAUGAUUAUUCCCUUACUCAGUCGAUGGAAAACGAGGAUGCCUCUGGAGAGGUUUCUACUAAUACUGAUGGUCAGCUCGUUUCUAAUGAGACAGAGGAGUCUAUCACGGCCAAAGAUGCCAUAACUGGGAUUGAAAGCAUGGAGGACCUGGUGCAGAAGAUUGGAGUUAGCAGUUCGAUGCCUUUCGGAUAUAGUCUGGACUUCCGUAAUCUCUUGAGUUCUCCGAAGCGUGGCAUAAAUAGUUACAUCAACAGGGAGUCUUCAGUAGCAGUUGCCACUCGUUUCCAGCGUUCUUUUAUGAAACUUCUUAAAAAUGCUCAAUUUGAAGAACUCUCAGCCAUGGACCUGGUCUUGACAUCAGCAUUGAAUACAGACUAUCUGCUUACAUUGCCAAUAUACGUUGACUGGAAGAGGGCAUCUGAAUCUAAUGCAAUUAUUUUCAGGCGAGGAUAUGCAACUGAGAGGCAGAGAGGCCUAUUAAUUGUUGAUAAACUAGAUUAUAUACAGUCUAGACUUCUACGUGGACUCUUUUCCAUAAUCUCAAAACCACUGGGGAGACUUGGUACUUGGUUUGCUGAGGUCGUUCUUGGUGCUCCACAGAUGCAAGAAAUACAAGAACGGGUUAAGAGGUUGAGGCUUUGGGUGAGGGAACUUCCUAUAUCACAGCAAUUAUUUCGUUAUGAUGAAGACGGUUCUGAUGAUCUACUGAGAGACAAUCAGAUUUCGGAUAAUGACCUUCCAAUCUGGCUGGCAGCUCAGAAUGCAGUUUCUCGUUACGAAGGAAUUCUUUCUUCCACCGGACCUCGUGGAAGACUCUUAAGGAGGCUGCUUACAUGGAUAGGGCUUCUUCCUCCUAUGCCAGAACAGCCAUUCAAGCUUACUGAUGACAGUAAAGGUUUUGAACCUUAUUUAAGGCCUAUCUUCAUAUCACGAAUAUCACUCAGUGAUAUAUGGAGGCCUGCAAUGAAAAGUUGUGGGAGUGAUAUUUGGAAACGGUUGAAAACGUCCAUUUCAAUCCUCCUCUCUCAAUCAGUGCUCCAGGAGCCAGCUUUCCAAGAAUUGAUUUUACUUUACACCAAAGAUGGAGGGAAUAGUGGAGAUAAGACUGAGGUUCCAUUAUUGCAGUUAAAGAUCUAUGAGAAAAUUCCUAUUCCAGACUUACCAGUGAUCUUUCCUGACAAGAAACUAUCGUUUCGAAUUAUAGAUGCGCUACGCUUGGAUGCUGCGACAAUAUUGGGACUUCUGGCUUUCUUCAUUAAUUACAAGUUUGAGAACGUCUUGUCCUCACCGUCAGCAAUUGUUCUUGAUGUGGUUGCUUUCAGUGCUCUUGUCAUCUACAUCACCCGAGUUGUUUUGGGUUACAAACAAACCUGGGAUAGGUAUCAAUUAUUGGUUAACAGGACACUGUAUGAGAAAACUAUAGCCAGUGGUUUCGGGUCAGUUCAUUUUCUGUUGGAUGCUUCAGAACAACAGCAAUACAAAGAAGCUAUCUUGGCCUAUGCAAUACUACUCAAAGAAGAAAAUGGAGAGGCAAGAUGUGGCAAAAGCAUAGGGGACAAAUGUGAAAGAUUUCUGUACGAGGUUUUAAAAGUGAAGGUUGAAAUGGCAAUAGAUAAUGCAAUAGAAACGUUGUCGCGAUUGGGAUUAGUAACUCAAACAGAAGCAGAGGCAGAUGGGAGAAUUAGAGUGCAGGCUGUAGGCUGUGGGAAGGCUUAUGAGGCGCUUCGACAAUAUUGGAACACCUUACUUGCUUCAACUUUAUCAUGUAAUUAAAUACUGACGCCUUUGGGAACAGUCUGUGGGCACAACAUUUCUUUCCUAUGAGAAUAUGCAGUUUGGCUUUCUACUCCACUUUUCCCUUUAUACCUUUUGGUAAAGUUGUAUUCUAUAGAAACUGCAUAAUUGUUGUAUGCAGCUGCACCCAUACCAUACCUGUGGGACUUUUAUUUUCAUUUUAAAUAUAUAUAUAUAUUCUUUUGUCUA
This is a messenger RNA of Benincasa hispida (wax gourd), 2470 nucleotides long. Its product is annotated as DUF3754 family protein, putative (DUF3754). Lineage: Eukaryota; Viridiplantae; Streptophyta; Magnoliopsida; Cucurbitales; Cucurbitaceae. The record is from RefSeq and is a predicted model, not a curated record.